AUGGGGGAUUUUGUGGAUCGGGGACCGUGUGGGGUGGAGGUGGUAAUGCUGCUGUUUGCACUAAAGGUGGAGUACCCGCAACUUAUUCACAUGCUCAGGGGGAACCACGAGGAUCCACAAACGUCUCGUGUAUAUGGUUUUUUUAACGAGGUGCACGCGAAAUUUGGCUGUGGUGCCCCCUGGGUCCGUUUUAAUGAAAUUUUUUGUUAUUUGCCGCUUGCCGCCGUCGUGACGACACCGCGAAUUCGCUUUUUCGCAUCCCACGGAGGUCUUUCCCCGUCCCUUUCAAAGUCAUUUGACAUUAUAACGACAAUUGAAAGAUCCGACUACGGCAGUGUUCUUGACAACGUUCUUAGCGAGGUUGUUGAUGGUCUCUUGUGGUCCGAUCCCACAGACUCGACAGCGUACUUUUCACGAAACGUGCGGGGAUGCGGAUACCUGUUUGGCCCGCAGGCUAGCCGUGAGUUUUGCCAAGUGAACAAAUUUGACUUCAUCUGUAGAGCUCACCAGGUUGUGGCGGAGGGAUAUGAAUGGAGUCACGACAAUAGGGUGCUCACGGUGUUCUCCGUGCCUAAUUACUGCGGGUUUAGCGGAAAUUUGGGGGCUGCUAUGAUAGUGCAACCCUCUGGUUCCGAAGACGAAGACGAAGACGAAGAAGAGCUGCGCUUUAAGCAAUUCAAGUCAGCCGUAGAGGAUAGUGAGUGUUCACCAUAUUUAGCGAAGCCGUGCGGGGAGUUUGUGUUUGCGGCGUUUGACUGA
Molecule: messenger RNA, 759 nt
Organism: Trypanosoma conorhini
Lineage: Eukaryota; Euglenozoa; Kinetoplastea; Trypanosomatida; Trypanosomatidae
Product: phosphoprotein phosphatase
Exons: 1
Coding region: 1-759 (252 amino acids)
Cellular component (GO): cytoplasm; nucleus
Molecular function (GO): protein serine/threonine phosphatase activity
Source: RefSeq, a predicted model, not a curated record